Messenger RNA from Protomyces lactucae-debilis, 2100 nucleotides. RefSeq lists its product as uncharacterized. NCBI's taxonomy places the organism in Eukaryota, Fungi, Ascomycota, Taphrinomycetes, Taphrinales, Protomycetaceae. Bases 93 to 1970 code for a protein of 625 amino acids. The record is from RefSeq and is a predicted model, not a curated record. The transcript has a single exon.
UCUCCCUCCCAGAAGACAACAGCGAGAGGCCCAUCUCCCGGAUCUACCCAAAGACUUGUGCAGAGCGUUUGUUUUUUGGUUCAAGCACAGACAUGUCGAAUUACAGACAGCAACACGCCGGACACAGCAAUGGCUCCGCGCAUCCCCAGGCCAACGCGCGUGUGAUUGAACGUCAAGGCGCCAGGAUCCUGUGUAUCGCCGAUAUUCGUGGAAAUCUCGCCUCACUCAACGUUCUUGCUAGUCAGCAUGAGGCCACCCAUAUCUUGCACUCUGGCGAUUUUGGCUUCUAUGACAAAACAUCCCUCGACCGCAUGACCGACAAGACGCUGCGUCAUGUUGUUCAGUACUCGCCGCUCGUCGGCCCGAGGCAGCGUGGCGAUGUGUAUGAUACUCACCCAAAGAGCGAUGUUCAGCAACUGCGAAGUGCCGUGGCCGCAGCCGAACCCUCGAUCCUUUCUGACUUGCCAGAAUUUUUGGCAGGCAGGCAGACCCUUUCUGUGCCCGUGUAUACAGUCUGGGGCUCAUGCGAGGAUGUACGUGUCCUUGAAAAGUUUAGGUCUGGUGAGUACAAGGUGCAAAACUUGCACGUCGUGGACGAGGCGUCGUCACCCUUGUUGGCUGUCGGUGGUCUUUCGCUACGACUGCUUGGUUUGGGCGGUGCUCUUGUACAGCACAAACUCUUUGACAAUGGCGAGGGACAAUCCACCAUUGCUGGAGCUCAAGGCAUCAUGUGGACGACGGCUUUGCAGAUUGGCGAAUUGCUGCACACCGCUGAUCGGACCUACAGCACAGCAGAAACUAGGAUUCUGAUGACGCACCAUGCACCCGGUCGGGACGGAUUGCUCACACAGCUUGCUCACACCGUCAAGGCUGAUUUCACGCUCUCUGCCGGUCUUCACUUUCGCUAUUCUUCCUCGUACAGCGACUUUACCGUCUCGCCGUCCGUCUCCCAUUUCGCUCAAAAGCUGGUGGCAAGUCGUGCUGCCUUCUUGGCAAUCUAUGAUGUCGUCAAGCCAGAGCUGACAAGUCUACUCAGCCCCCCGCAGGAUCAACUCUUGCAAAGUGUCCUCCAGAUGGUCGAGUCGAUGCCGAAGGAAGCAUCUGAGACGGCACUACCAGUGGAAGGUCCCUUCAAAAAUACUUGGCACUUCAAUCUACCUGAUGCACAGUUUGGCUCGCUGGUGCUUGCCGUGCAGGAUGGUCGUAUUGCUGAAGAGAGCAAGAGUCAGGGCUUCAGUUUUGGUUAUCGACGUGGUGGUACUGCACCACAAGCUGCCCCUGUACAAAAAGCGCCGCCUGUCGCACUGCCAAGGCAGCAACCCCAGCAGCCACAAAACGAGCAUGCAUCAACACAAGCGAAUGUGCAGCGCCAGCGUCAGGUUCAGCCAGAAAAAGCCGCGACGCCGCCUCCUAUGAAAGAUACACGUCCUGCACCACAGACAUCCGUGAGUGCUGUCGAGACGCCACUACCUGCGGCUUCUGCAGACACAACACAAAACACCGCAAAGCCAGCAGAGGCACAGCCACAGCCAUUGCAGCCGCAGCAACAGCAACAGCAGCGUCCAGGCCUUUGGGUGCAGCCUUGUCCGAGUGUUGAACGUGCAAAAGAGCUCUUCCCCUCUAGCACAGACUGCCUGAUCAAAAAAACGGCCAUGAACAGACCUUAUGCCUACGUCUAUUUUGCUUCACAAGCAGAUAUGCAAGAAGCACUCAAGGGAUGGCAAUCACUGGAUCCUGCAACACAGGAUGGCAUUGCUGUCAAGGAGAUGCGCGUCGACGGCGGUCACAACAAAACAGGUCCAGGCUUUGGCCGUACGCGUGGUGAUAGUCGCGGCGGUCGUGGUGGAAGCGGUGGUCGUGGCGGCAGCAGAGGUGCCCGCGGUGGUGGUCUCGGUCGUGGUGGAUCGACAAUGGGCAGCGCUGGCGGUCCUGCUGCGUUGUCUUCAGCGCCUGCUCCCACCAGCAACUGAAGAGUCGUCUCCUCCUGAGGCAGGACGCUCUCCAUCUCUUCACGUUGUAGCAUCUGCAUGACCAUUUACACAUAUAACACGAGUAGCAGAUGAAGCAGAUCUCCCAUAGCAUUCUCAAUAUUUCCAUCCU